This is a messenger RNA of Rotaria sp. Silwood1, 1227 nucleotides long. NCBI's taxonomy places the organism in Eukaryota, Metazoa, Rotifera, Eurotatoria, Philodinida, Philodinidae. The record is from the annotation of a GenBank genome assembly.
AUGUCAUGUGAUUUUCGUGGAAAUGAUUUGUCUAAUGCCCUAACAUCAUCAGAACGAUGCGGUGGAAAAUGUGGUGAAACUCAAGGAUGUACUCAUUUUACAUGGACAGGGUACAGUGGUGGUACCUGCUGGAUGAAAUCCGGUGCUGUUUCUAAAACCGAUGCUUUCUCAACCAAUGAUCCAAAUAUGGUCUGUGGUGUAGUUAAUGGCGGCCAACAAGGUACCAUCCAGUGGAAUGGAAAUAAUUGGGCCAAGUCGUGUGAUUUUCGUGGAAAUGAUCUGUUUAACGUUCGAGUUUCAUCAGAACUGUGCGGUGGAAAAUGCGUUGAAACUCAAGGAUGCACUCAUUUUACAUGGACUCCGUAUAAUGGUGGUACCUGUUGGAUGAAAUCGGGUGCUGUUUCCAAAAACGAUGCUAUCCCAACUAAUGAUCCGAAUAUGAUCUGUGGUGUAUUAGAAAACAGCAAUUCUGACUGGACUCGUGUAUGGGAAGAUAAUUUUGAUUGGAAUGGUGGUGUCGAUCCUAAUAGAUGGGAGUUUGAUGUCGGUGGAGAUGGCUGGGGUAAUAAUGAGCAACAAUAUUAUACAAAUAAUCGAUUGGAAAAUGCACGUUGUGAACUAUUUCCCGGUAGUAGAAAUGGUCGCUUGAUUGUUGAAGCACGUCGAGAAAACAUGGGAAAUAGACAAUAUACUUCAGCUCGUCUCAAGAGCAAGGUUAAAUGGACAUAUGGUCGUUUACAAAUUCGUGCUAAAUUACCUGAUGGUCGUGGUCUAUGGCCAGCUCUUUGGAUGUUGCCGGAAAAGCAAACAUACAGUAAUACCUAUUGGCCAGAUAAUGGUGAAAUCGAUUUGAUGGAACAAGUUGGUUAUGAUCCAUUGCGUGUUGUCUCAACUGUACACACACAAGCAUAUAAUCACAUGAAAGGCAAUCAACCAACUAAUUCCAUAAUUGUUAAUGAUGCUGUUACAAAUUUUAAAAUUUAUACACUUGAUUGGAAUGUUGAUAAAAUUGAAAUGUUUGUGGGAGAUGAUGCAAAUCCAUUUGCUAAUCGUAUCUUAGUGUGGAAUAAACAAGGAGAUUGGACACAAUGGCCAUUUGAUAAGCCAUUCUUUAUUCUUAUCAACAUUGCUGUAGGUGGUAGUUGGGGUGGUUCACAAGGUAUCGAUAACAAUAUUUUUCCUCGUCGAAUGGAAAUUGAUUGGGUGCGUUUUUAUCAACGACGCUAA